UAAAUACGCCGCAUAACACGAUAAGUUCGUAGCUGAAGCCCCAUUCCGUUGGUUACUAUAUGUUGUUAUAAUAUUUACAUCAAUACAUAAGGUUGUUAUUGUUUACGUCUAUGACACUGCCAUUCACAGUGUGAAAAAUUUUUGAGAUCAGGAGAAUAAAUAUUUAUCUUUGCUCAAAAGAUUCAUACCGUUGAAAUAUAAAAAUCUUAGUACAAUUUUAUUUACUUGAUAAAAGAAUCAAUACUGGACGUCAGAUAAGUUCACAUAGAUAAAAAAAAUAAAAUUUACUGGCCUUGAUAUUCAAUAAAAUGGAGUUCAAUUGUGGACAAAAUACUUUUGUACCAUUCAUUUCAUCCGAUGAGAUGAUUAAAAAUGAUGUUGCGUGUAUCGUAUCAACAAAACAUAUGGCCAUCUCUAUGAUGGAAAAAUUCAGAGAUAAAUCAUUCGAAGAACUGCAUUUAGAAAAUUACAAUGCGAAAAAGUCAAGUUUCGGCAAAAAUAAUGAAGAUUUUUCAGCUUCUAAAAAAAAUAGUACGAAUGAUCCUGUAACUAACGAAAAUAAUCAGUUUAAUGAUAUUAAAGACCUCAUGGACGAAUUAGUCAAAACUUUAUGUAAAAUAAUGUUAAAAGUGAACCAGACUGCUUUUAACAACCUAACACCAUCUACAGCUAAUGAAACACAAUCAAGCAGUUUUCCUUCUGCGAGUAUUAAAAUCACACCAUCAUCUACCCAUCCACCGAAAUCCGAUCAUUUUCUUGCCAACUUUCCUUUUAUUUUCAAUACUACUACUAUGAUGUCAACUGAACCAUCCACUAAUGUAACUAACUCUUUUAAAUUUAACUGUACACCACCAACUAAUAAUGUUUCUUUCGCACCGACGACUAAAUCCUUUUUCAACACUCCAAUGGUAAAUCAUAUUCCUACUUUCGGUCCCGUUCAAUCGAAUAAGGAUUUAUUUCCAUUACGAAAUACUAAUUCGAAUGCAUCAACUAUUUCUACCUGGUCAUCAACACCCUUCACUAAAUCUGUUUUUGAUCCUAAACAAUCUAUUUUUAGCAAAACCACAACUACAAAAACAGCAUCUUCUACUUCAAAUAAUACUUUUCAAUCUGAUCCAUUUUUUAAACCUUCAGGAUUUAUUUUUAAUCCAACAACAUCUUCAUCAUGUUUUUUGAAUAAAACAUCACGAUCAACUACACGAUCAGACUCCUUUAUUAAACAACCCACAUCAUCAAAUCACAGUUGUUGGUUUAAUUCACCUCUUGAUAACUUUUUCACAAAAUCAACGACUACUCCUGCGGCCUUUAAUUCUUUUCCAUCAUCAAAUUUCAAUAAUAACGCUAAAAGUUCGGCUAAUUUUUUCCAUUCCCAUUUGAAUAAGCAAAAUCAGAAUUCUUUCUCAACUCGGCCAUCAAGUCCUCCUUUGUCUGACCUUACUUUGACAAAUGGUAUCUAUGUUCACAAACCAUACAGAAAAAAUAAAAGAAAAGAAAUAGGUGAAAAAAAAGAACUCAAUGUUGAUGAAUUUGUGUUAUCGAUAAUAAAUUGCACUGAAACGCUGGAAAAUAUUGCUUUUAAAGCUCAUAAAUCAAAAUUAAUUGGAAUCUGUGAAAAGUAUAACACACAUAAAACUAACAUUUUAAAGUCUACAUUUGUUCAAUUACAAGUCCUGAAGUCAAGGUUUAAAUCUUAUGAAAAGUUUGCUUUUAUUAAUGAGUCUGCUGGAUUUUUAAACGCUACAGUAAGAGAUAAUAUUUUGUGUGGCAAUAAGUUCAACCCUCAACUCUAUUAUAGUGCAAUUGUAUUAUGUCUUUUGAAAGACGACAUUGAUUCGUUCCCCUUUGGUGAUUUAACGCAGAUUGGAGAGAUUGGGAUUGAAUUAUCAGAUGCACAAAAACAAAAGAUUGGACUUGCUAGAGCAUAUUAUGAAAACCAAGACGUAUAUUUCUUGCAUAAUGCAUUCGAUAAAAUUGGUAGUAAAGAUGCUCGUUUUAUAUUUGAAGCUUUAAUUCUUGGUGCUCUUAAAGAAAAAGUUAUUAUUCUGAUGGAUGAUAAUCCUUCUCAUUUUGGCCAUUGUAACACAAUUUACAUGUUAAGUAAAGGUACAAUCGUUGAAAAAAAUGAUCAUAAAUCUCUGUUGGAGAAUAAUGAAUUUUAUGCUGCAUUAUUUAAAAAGCAUGAUUUCAGUAGUGUUGUAACUGAGAAAUCAAAUGAAAAUGACAACACUGAAUCGAAGAAAGGAAUUCAAGAAGAAAUUGAUGAUGGCAGUGAGAUGUAUUCAAAAUAUUUAGGGCUCGACAAAAAAAACGAGGAAGACUAUAUUGACUUCCCAAAUAUUCAAAAUGAAAACCAAAUCAGCAAUAUUGAAAUAAAAACACCUGAUCAACAAGAUGACAAUCAAGAAAAACAACUCGACGAGCCUGCAAAGGAUGAGCCUGACGAAAAAUCUAUUGAUACUAAAAAUGAUGAAAUUGAAAAUGAUUUUGAACUUUGCUAAGAAAUAUAUGAAAAUCAAUUUA
Cotesia glomerata is the source of this 2520-nucleotide messenger RNA. RefSeq lists its product as uncharacterized. Gene Ontology annotation, molecular function: ATP binding; ATPase-coupled transmembrane transporter activity; ATP hydrolysis activity. Bases 309 to 2498 code for a protein of 729 amino acids. The record is from RefSeq and is a predicted model, not a curated record. The transcript is spliced from 6 exons. Gene Ontology annotation, biological process: transmembrane transport. Gene Ontology annotation, cellular component: membrane. NCBI's taxonomy places the organism in Eukaryota, Metazoa, Arthropoda, Insecta, Hymenoptera, Braconidae.